CUUGAGGAAUGGUACUACGAGAUGCCGCUCGUGACGCGUGUCUACCUGACCGCAUCGAUUGUCACCACCGGCUCUUGCGCGCUUGAGCUCGUCUCUCCCUUUUCGCUGUACUUCAACUUCAAUCUCGUCGUCUUCAAGUUCCAGGCCGCGACCCAACAGGUGUGGCGGCUCUUUACCAACUUCUUCUUCUUUGGUUCGAUCGGUCUCGACUUUCUCUUCCACAUGUUUUUCCUCGUGCGGUACUGCCGCCUGCUUGAGGAGGGCAGCUUCCGCGGCCGCACCGCAGACUUUGUCGCAAUGCUGCUCUUUGGUGCGCACUCCACACUUGGCCCUCGCGCGGUCGACGGGUCCGCCCCCACUACUCGAGAGACACUCGGGCCACUGCUCUGCGCUUGCUCGCCCUUCACCGACGUGCCGCCCUUCCUCGGCUCGGCGCUCGCAUUCAUGAUGGUGUACGUGUGGGGCCGCCGCAACGAGCACGUGCGCAUGUCCUUCCUCGGCCUCUUCCAGUUCCGGGCGCCCUACCUGCCGUGGGUGCUGCUCGGCUUCUCG
Messenger RNA from Emiliania huxleyi CCMP1516, 552 nucleotides. RefSeq lists its product as hypothetical. The record is from RefSeq and is a predicted model, not a curated record. Gene Ontology annotation, cellular component: Hrd1p ubiquitin ligase ERAD-L complex; endoplasmic reticulum membrane. Lineage: Eukaryota; Haptophyta; Isochrysidales; Noelaerhabdaceae. Gene Ontology annotation, biological process: endoplasmic reticulum unfolded protein response. Gene Ontology annotation, molecular function: misfolded protein binding; ubiquitin-specific protease binding. The transcript is spliced from 4 exons. The annotation marks the transcript as partial.